AUGGCUCUCUGGCGCAUCUUCCUCAACAUGGCACCGCACAGUCUAGAACGAAUGGUGCAAAUUUGCACGGCAACUUGGGCUGCGAGACAUGUGGAAGAGAUCCAUCUACCCGCUGGUAUCGACCGUAGCUCAGGAUUUCAAGCAAACAGUCCUGCCCGGAGCUCGCCUAGGGCAGUACUCAAGUCGAUAUACGAUGCGCUCAAGAUCGCACUGCAAGGGUUGCAACGCGCACAGAACUAUCAAGUCAGAGUGAUAGUCUCACAGUUCAACUUUCCUGGUUAUCCGAGGCCGCGAAACCUCCAACGCUGUGUCCUCGAAGCAAUGCUAGAGAGUGAAUACCCUUUGGAGCAAUUGCACCUCUUGCUCGAGUUAUAUCCCCACAAGAUGUGGAACUGGGAAAUCAUGCCUGAUGGUCUGCCCUUGCACCUCGGCACGACGCUCAAGAAACUGAUAGUUGAAUGCAAGCCUCCUGGCAUUGGAGAGGAACACUCGACAGAAAGAUUGGUCUUUGAGGAUACUGCUCUGGCUCGCACUCUGGAUCACUCAAUCCGUUUGGAACACCUUCAAGUAAUCGGCGAACCGGGCACCUAUAAUGAUUCGCUAAGAGAGGAAAUUUGCAAGCAUUUGCAAAAGAGAUGUCUCAAGAGUCUUGACUUCCCCAUGCCCAGGAGAAUAAAAAGUGAUCUAGACAAUUUCCGCAAUGCGAAACGUCGAUUGAGCUUGCGACUGGCACAAUACAACGCCGCCGCCUUCACCGAGACUGAUUAUCCAGCCCUCCCACGCACAACGCUCACCAGAAGUUCCUAUCAGAGACAUUUCACCCAGUAUUAUCGACCGAAUGAUUCGUCCAAUUCUUUCGAAAGAAUUGUCAAAGAAAUGACUUCCGAGCCCAUUAUCACGCACCAAUGGGAUUGGGACAAAGCCAUCUUUGUUGAACUCAAUCCGAUGCUGCUGAAAUGA
Molecule: messenger RNA, 960 nt
Organism: Aureobasidium pullulans EXF-150
Lineage: Eukaryota; Fungi; Ascomycota; Dothideomycetes; Dothideales; Saccotheciaceae
Exons: 1
Coding region: 1-960 (319 amino acids)
Source: RefSeq, a predicted model, not a curated record